Molecule: messenger RNA, 1050 nt
Organism: Bolinopsis microptera
Lineage: Eukaryota; Metazoa; Ctenophora; Tentaculata; Lobata; Bolinopsidae
Exons: 2
Coding region: 28-498 (156 amino acids)
Source: RefSeq, a predicted model, not a curated record
ACAACUCUCUGAUGCCUCAGCAGAACUAUGGCCUUCCUGAAAUUGGUGUUGGUGUUCUCUGCAGCGAUCGUGCUCGCUUCAAGCAAGAAGGGUGGUAAGAAGGGGAGGUUACGCAGUUUAACAUUCGAGAUCAACGAAUUGAAAGCCAGAAAGAAUGACGUGAUGGUGAUAAGCGGAGAGGAGGAUCUGAGGGAGGAGCGCUGUGCGAAAGUGUGUGCUGGAACCUCAGUCAAGGGAGAAACCAACUGGGUGGAUUUCAGCUCGAACGGAAUCUACACAGACGUUGACAUCAGAAAGUGUGGGUUCGUGACAAUUCCAACUGUGACUUCCUCUCUUGAGGGCACCAUGUCUCAUUGGAGUACGACAGGGAGCUCGGAGAUUUACAGCGUGACUACCGACACUUUUAGGAUCUACCUGGCGGCUCCACAUGGCAGAGGCGGUGGUGCGAAUAAAAUGGGUUGGAACGUGGAGUGGAUCGCGGUGGGUUAUACCUGCUGAUGUUUCUACUGGAUCUAAAUGCAUGAGACUUUAUUUGAUUGUUAAACUUUAAGUUCAAAGUUUUUACAUCAAAGAAAAGAAUGAUAAUAUAAACUUUAAGAUAAAAAACUUUUAAUCGGCUAAUAAAUAUUAAACCAAGAAAAAAAUUAAUUUUUUAAUAAGAUGAGUAUUUAUAUUAUUAUUAUUGAUUUUAAUGCCUAUGUCAAAUAUUACUGUUUAAUAAAGGAAUUAGUUCAUAGUUUUUAAUUUUAUUGCACGAACAGUUGGAACGUGAAGUGGAUCGCGGUGGGUUAUACCUGCUGAAGUUUCUACUGGAUCCAAAUGCAUGAGACUUUAUUUGAUUGUUAAACUUAAAGUUUUUACAUCAAAGAAAAUAAUGAUAAUAUAAAUUUCAAGAUAAAAAAAUUUUAAUUGGCUGAUAAAUAUUAAACCAAGAAAAAAAAAAUUUUUUAAUAAGAUGAGUAUCUAUAUUAUUGAUUUUAAUGCCUAUGUCAAAUAUUAAUAUUUAAUAAAGGAUGUUCAUAAUCAUAGUUUUUAAUUUUAUUGCACGAA